UCCCGUACGAAACUCCAUUUAAUAAGAUGGGUGUGUAAAGGAAUGUUUCUUGUAACUUCGCCUGCCGGAAUCUCUCACCUUUGCGCUCUGUUGAAUGGGAAAUUUUCUGUCGACGCGGGCGAUUAUCUUUAGGGGAGCGGUUUUUAAUACGACGUGGCGUAUGGAAGUAUCAGCCUCAAAUCUCAAUUGUUGAUCAGCUGAGAGGGAGCCGAGGCCGACGGCAGGUCCUGAUUUCUUCCUUUCCAUUUCAUUGAUUUUUUAUUUUCACACGGCUGGUCUGUAAAUAUUCCAGUAAUGGCAAUAUUAUUUGACGAAAUUUGAAGAUGAAUAAAUUUGGGGUUUCGUUGCUCUUAUUGUUGUCGCUCUGGUCAACUAGAAGCGUAGGACUCGGCAAUACACCGUUGAAUAGCGAAACGCUCAUCGAUAGAAGGCUGGAACAUGGAGUUGGCUUAGAAUCGGUUGCGACGACAAGGGGAAGAGAUAUCACAGGGCGACAAUCACCAGAUGAUCUGUCAUCAAUUUCUCUGACUAGAGCGACACUAUCAGAGAGCUCUAGUCUCCAAAAUCGCCAAAUCCCCGAUGACGAUGAUAUAGAUGACGUCGACGACGACGACGACGACGAUAAGCCGCCGCCACCACCUCCAGCAACACCGCCAGAUCCCCGCCCACCAAAUGAGAUCAGUAGCAGUAUAUCCAGCUCUGUCUCAAACUUCGUGUCGGGUAGCGUGGCACAGAGCGUAUCGUCCCUUUUCAUAUCGUCACUGUCGGUAGUCUCAGCAUCGGCGUCCAGUGCCAUUCAAUCCGCAAGUGACGCCGCGCGUGCUAGAGCAGAGCCAUCAUCAACAGCAGCACCUACUGCGCCGGCGACAACUGAUGCUUCAGUGACCACAUCACAAGAGCCUAGCAUAAGUAGUAGCACGGCCACGGCGCCCACCGCGACGGGGGACGAUCCCGUCGUUGUCUCUAGUAUUCAGGCGAGUGCCAGUAGCGCCAUAGAUGCGGCUAGAGCCAGCGCUAGCAGCAGUGCACAGAGCGCCGUGGAGGCUGCGAAUGCUAGUGCGAGCGCUGCCAUGGCCAACGUCAACAACACCCCAUCCCAAGGGUCAAAACUCACUCCCGGCCAAAUCGCAGGACUCGUUAUAGGAAUCGCCAUCUUGUCAGCUCUACUUUCAGCGCUAGGAACGUUCCUCCUAAUGCGGCGGUACGCGAAGAAACAAGAAGACUCGUCCAACAAGUACGAGUCCGACUCCCAACCCGAGACCAGGGAGCAGGACCAAUACCAACAACACCAACGUCAAAGAUCAACCACGUUUUCGCACACCCUUUCGCUUCGAAACAGACUUUCUUCAUUUCAAAUGUUCACGGCCCCGGCGGCCGCCCUUCAUAACAGCAACCACGAACGAACACGUUCCGGUCCCUCGCCAACAUCCGGCGCCAACCCCAACCGCAAUUCCGAUUUCAACUUCAACAACGAAGAUUUCAUCCCCGACGUAAAACAACGCCUCCCCCCACCCCCCUCCGCCGACCACCCAGCAAUGUACCACACCGCGCGUCCCUUAUCAAUACCUUACCCCGACGACAACAUCGACGCCGUAUUCCCCGUCUCCCCACUAAGUACCGACGGCGGGGACGGUCCCUCAACCUCUCACCGCCUACCCCCAUCCGAUGCAGAAAUAGCAGCAACAGGCGUAGCCCUAGCGCGUUCCCAAAGCGUCAGCAAAACCCAACGCGCGCAACUAGUGCGCGUAGGCAGUCAACGCGCUCUAGUAGUAACGCCCAGCACCGACCCCUUAGCCAUGAACCCCGUAGCCUCGCCGCCCGCCGUAAAGCCGGGGUUAAAACGUAUCGCCACCUUUUCCGAAUUAGAAAGAAAUAGCAGUCCCGAAAAUGGACGAGCCCCUACCCCCUCAGGUAGCGGACCAGACGCGAUACAGGCGCCGGUGCCUCAGCGGCAUGUUGAUCCCGUCUCGCUGGAGCGAGGACCUGAUUAUUAG
Hypoxylon trugodes is the source of this 1994-nucleotide messenger RNA. RefSeq lists its product as uncharacterized. The coding region runs from base 324 to 1994 and encodes 556 amino acids. Lineage: Eukaryota; Fungi; Ascomycota; Sordariomycetes; Xylariales; Hypoxylaceae. The record is from RefSeq and is a predicted model, not a curated record. The transcript has 2 exons.